AUGUUCAACCUCGGUGCUAGCUUUUUCCCACGGAUCAGGCUUAUCUCUGGGGCCUCUCAAAAUGUCAGAUUUCUGACUACGGCCGCUAGAGUUACCGUUAAACCUUUGCAAUCAAGGAAGACAUUACUGAUUGAUACUUACAAAGAUUUGAUGGACAAGAACCCGGUAGUACUAUUUGCACACUACAAUAACUUGCUUAAGCAAGAGAACUCAUUUUUCCGCGCACAAAUACAGGCAUUGGGCGGUAAAAUGACCGUUCUAAGAAACCAGCUUUUUCAAGUCUACCUGCGAAACUCGCACCUUGCUGAUCCAUGUGCUCCCUCUGCAAAAACCGAGCAAAACAGAACUCAUCCGUUGUUGCCACUGUUCAAGGGUCCCACCGCGGCCAUAUCUUUUUCAGAAACUGAUCCAUCGCAGAUACUCAAAUUUCUGAAGCUACUCGAGAAAAGUUCCGAUAAAAUGUUUGUGGUGGGCGCCAGAAUCGAAGAUCAAGUAAUGGACAUUACCAAACUGCAACAAUUCAAGACCCUACCGUCAAAGUCCGCGCUACAGAGCCAGCUCUUAGGUGUAUUGUCAGUGCUUAGCGGUGCUGGAUUGGUUAAGACGUUGGAGGCCGGUUCUCAUUCGCUGUAUCUAACCUUGCAGUCACACCACGACAACGUGGAAAAACCAGAAGACAAAUAG
This is a messenger RNA of Lachancea lanzarotensis, 684 nucleotides long. RefSeq names its product LALA0S04e05908g1_1 (gene MRPL11). The record is from RefSeq and is a predicted model, not a curated record. Gene Ontology annotation, cellular component: mitochondrial large ribosomal subunit. The transcript has a single exon. Gene Ontology annotation, molecular function: structural constituent of ribosome. The coding region runs from base 1 to 684 and encodes 227 amino acids. Gene Ontology annotation, biological process: translation. NCBI's taxonomy places the organism in Eukaryota, Fungi, Ascomycota, Saccharomycetes, Saccharomycetales, Saccharomycetaceae.